CCAAAACUGCAAUCAAGCAUCCGAAUUCGUUAUUAGCUAUUAUUCAAUGUCAAAACCUUUAUUUGAAAAAUGUUCUUCAAAGUAAUAAUCAAGAAUUGCACACUUAUUUAUUAUCAAAGACAGCGUGAAUUGUCAAAACUGAGCAAAUAUGGUACCAUAUUCACAGCCGGCUUCUCUUUAUUCUCCUCAAAACCAUCUAUUGACACCAGCUCCUUCAUGGCAGAACCGGUGAGUUCAGUGGAACACCUUGCAAACAACGAGGAUGAUAUGAAAACGAAGGUUGAACUCAUGAUUCUCCGGGUCCAAGCAGAAUUCUGCAGAGCCCUUGAAAAGGAAGAGGAAUCAGGUAUUAAGUUCGUAGUAGACAAAUGGCAGAGAAAAGAGGGUGGUGGAGGCAUAACUUGUAUAAUGCAAGAUGGGAAGGUGUUUGAGAAAGCAGGAGUUAAUAUUUCGGUUAUUUCUGGCAUGUUGCCACAAGCUGCCAUUGCUCGAAUGAGGUCUCAAGGCAAGAAGUUGAGUGAUGGAGAGUUGCCAUUUUUUGCAGCAGGUGUUAGCUCAGUUAUACAUCCUAGAAAUCCAUUGGUGCCAACGAUUCAUUUCAAUUAUCGUUAUUUUGAGGUCAGGGAUGGGGAUACUGUGCACUGGUGGUUUGGUGGUGGUACCGAUUUAACCCCAUAUUAUUUAAAUGCAGCUGAUGCUGUUCAUUUUCACACGGUACUUAAAGAAACAUUAGAUAAACAUGACAAACAGUAUUACCCUAAGUUCAAGAAAUGGUGCGACGAAUAUUUUUACAUACCACAUAGGUACGAAACUAGAGGAAUUGGAGGAAUUUUCUUUGAUGAUCUGGAUACUCCAAAUCAAGAAAAAUGUUUUAAAUUCGUAUCAGACUGUGCUGAUGCUGUGAAAUAUUCAUAUAUUCCUUUAGUGCAGAGACACAAAGAUGCUAGUUACAGUAAGCAAGAAAGAGAUUGGCAACUUUUAAGAAGAGGACGUUAUGUUGAAUUUAACCUUAUUUAUGAUAGAGGAACAAAGUUUGGAUUGCUUACUCCAGGAGCAAGAUAUGAAAGUAUUUUGAUGUCUCUACCUUUAAAAGCAAAAUGGGAAUACAUGCACCAACCAGGUCCAGAGACUCCUGAAGGGGAGUUGCUGGAAAUUUUAAGAAAUCCAAGGGAAUGGGCAGUGAAUCCGUAGAUAGAAAUGUUUUUCUUUUUUUUUUUGUUAUUAGGUGAAAUAUUUUUAAUAAAACAAAGAAUAAAAUACUAAAAGCCA
This is a messenger RNA of Harmonia axyridis, 1269 nucleotides long. RefSeq names its product oxygen-dependent coproporphyrinogen-III oxidase (gene Coprox). The transcript is spliced from 4 exons. Gene Ontology annotation, molecular function: coproporphyrinogen oxidase activity. NCBI's taxonomy places the organism in Eukaryota, Metazoa, Arthropoda, Insecta, Coleoptera, Coccinellidae. The record is from RefSeq and is a predicted model, not a curated record. Gene Ontology annotation, cellular component: cytoplasm; mitochondrial intermembrane space. The coding region runs from base 70 to 1191 and encodes 373 amino acids.